Molecule: messenger RNA, 585 nt
Organism: Nezara viridula (southern green stink bug)
Lineage: Eukaryota; Metazoa; Arthropoda; Insecta; Hemiptera; Pentatomidae
Source: the annotation of a GenBank genome assembly
AUGUACUCAUGUAAGUUCCUAUUAUUUCAUCACAACCUGUUGACGGACAAAGUUGACGGUCGGUUACACGACUUUCCGGCGGUGCGAACGAACGCUGAUGGCUUGUUACGCACGUCGGCAUUCGCGACGCAGCAUCGCCGCGGGGUUAAGAAACUGCUCCUCAUCUUUUGGAGGCCGUUGGUUUUUGGUGAACGUGCCCCCCCGGCCUUAGAGGAAGUGAGCCAAAGCCGCUCCGUGCGGGCGAGCUGCAAACAUGCUAGCCCGAACGUUACCGAAAAUGAGACGCACCGCGCGAUCGGAUCACGUUCGCAGAACCGGGCGACUGCAGCUGCUGAUUCUAUUGCUCUUUCCACCUUCUCCAUGGAGAGUGGAUGGCGAUUAUCAGUAUCUUUCGACACAACACACUCCCUAGCAAGUACGCGAGUACUUGUGGACGGAUUUGACUCAACAGCUUAUUGCAGAAUCUCAUUAAUUUUGAAUUUGUCACCUGGAGCCCUUCUUCCUUUCCAACGUCGUAUCUCCACUGCUAAAUUUUUCAAACCAACGCCGCGCAGUGCGCUGGUCAAGGACAUCUUUUCAACUUAA